CUCAGAUCAACAAAACACUACUGACGAAGAGACUCUUCCGAAACAAUGGAAGCAAUGGCGAUGCGGCUUCGAUCGGCCAUAGCUAUUUCUUUCCUCGCUUCUCUGUAUUUAGUUGCCGGAUCGUCUUCUUCCGAGCUUCAGAUCGUCAACGCUGAACGCAGAGUAGACCUGACUUCUCACAUUGUUCGGACUUACCUGACUUUGAAGGUUGAAAAUUUAGGAGAUUCUCCCACUUCGGAAAUCCUUCUCUGUUUCCCACCAGAACAAGCUGAUCAUCUAGCGGUUGUAAAAGCAGCAGCCGUGUCUGGCAAGAAGAAAAAGACCUCUUAUCUGCCACUUGAGGUGAAGCAAGCGAACCGUCCUGAUGGGCCAAAUGGAGCUAAAUACUAUUCUAUAUCUUUGCUUAAGUCGUUGAGCAAAGGUGAAUCUGUCUCCAUCGAAGUGCUCUAUGUGCUCACCCAUUCGCUUGCACCUUUCCCAGUAGAAAUAAGCCAGUCUGAUUCGCAGCUAGUGUAUUUUCAUGAUAGUGCUAUAAUACUAUCGCCGUAUGUUAUUAAACAACAAGUUACAUUUAUAAAGACACCAAGUGCUAAGAUUGAGUCCUUCACAAGUAUGGAGCCAACUGAUCAUGCUGGGGCACAAAUAAAGUAUGGGCCAUAUGAGGAACGACCCCCAUAUUCUUACUUUCCCAUAAUUGUUCAUUUUGAGAAUAACAAUGCAUUUGCUGUUGUUGAGGAGCUUGUACGUGAAAUUGAAAUAUCUCACUGGGGCAGUAUCCAGAUAACCGAGCAAUACACUUUAAAGCAUGCCGGUGCUCGGCACAAGGGUGUUUUCUCAAGGGUUGAUUACCAAUCUCGACCAUCUCAGAGCGGUGUUUCAUCAUUCAAGAACCUCCUUGCCGAAUUACCUCCUAGAGUUCACUCAGUGUACUACAGGGAUAGUAUAGGGAACAUUUCUUCCUCUCGUUUGCGCACAAAUGCAAAGAAGUCAGAGCUUUUGAUUGAGCCACGAUACCCUUUAUUUGGAGGUUGGAAAGCCACCUUUGUCUUAGGAUAUGUGGUUCCAUUGAAUGACUUUCUUUAUGAAUCCGCUAAUGGUGAUCGCUACCUAAAUUAUAGUUUUGGGCCCCCUCUGGCAGAGACUGUUGUUGACAAGAUGACCAUCAAGGUGGUCCUUCCGGAAGGUUCCAAGAACCCAUAUGCUGUGGUACCUUUUCCUACUGAACAGAGAUUAGAGAAGAAAUAUUCAUACCUUGAUGUGGUGGGGAGGACUGUGGUGGUCCUGGAAAAGAAAAAUGUAGUUCCUGAGCACAACUCUCCUUUCCAGGUUUACUACCAGUUCAGCCCAAUUUUCAUGCUUGCAGAGCCACUGAUGUUGACUGGCGCCUUUCUCCUUUUCUUCUUCGCUUUUGUUACUUAUUUGCAAAUGGAUCUCUCCAUCCGCAAAAUCAAGAACACAUAACGGUAACGUAUCACGACACUUCUUCCACUAGUGGGGUCAAAACUCUCUAGAUUCAAGGUAGAAUACAUUACAAAGUUGAUGUUGAAAACUUAUCAAUCAGUCUCCCUGACCCCUUUUAUUGGGAGAGAAGUCCCAUUCCUCAUUGUCUUUGUGAUAUAUGUAACGACGUCAUAUUACAGGUGUUCUUUGGGAGAGUAGAAACUCAUUGUCCUGGCUCCUUCUUGAACCCAAUAGUCAUUUACCCUUGUGGGUAGUAGAUGAUAUUAAUGUCAUUUCGCAACUCAAUGUUCCUCUCUUUCAUAUCAAACUUACCACUUCUAAAUUCCAAUUCUUCCGUUGGGUCUUUUGAAAAUAGUCUCUCGCAUUUUUGAAUUAUGUAGAAAUAGUAAUACUUCCUCCGUCCUAAAACUAUCUUCUCACUCCCCCUUUUUCUCCGUCCUAAAACUUUUUUCCCAUUUCUUAAAAAAAGUACGAAUGGACUAUUUUACCCCUCUCUCAUCUCUCUCAACCUGCUUCUCAUCCCUCUCCUACCAUACGUUAUCUUCGUCUCUCAAGUCGCAUCCCUCUCCUUCGCAAUAUCUCCGGCUUUCCUCCAUCUCCAUCUCUCUUCUCUCCCUCUCGAAAUCACGAAAUCUAAACAUAACCCUCUCCGUCUCUCUUGGGCUCCCCCCACCCCCUCAAAAUCUAGAUCCAAUCUUCUUCUCUCUAUUUUAAUCUCUAGAUCUAAUUGUUUCUCUUCCUCAAAACAUAGAUCUAAUCUUUUGUUUGAAAACCCAGUGGCAGCGAUAUUGAGCAGUAGAAGAGAGCAGACAAAAUGGAGGCUGGAAACGAAGCAAUUAGAAACUGCAAGAGCAUAAGGGUGAUGUUGUUGCUGCAAGACACUUGCUCAAUGCACUUGAAGAGGAAGCAAUUUCAUCAUUCAUUUUAUUUAAAUUUGUGUAGUUGCUAUUUUGAUUUUUUAAUUUUUUUAGAACCGGAUGUUGAUUCAAGAAUCAUGCCUCCGUGAAAGAAGAAAACAUCAAGAACGAA
Messenger RNA from Cuscuta campestris, 2490 nucleotides. The record is from the annotation of a GenBank genome assembly. NCBI's taxonomy places the organism in Eukaryota, Viridiplantae, Streptophyta, Magnoliopsida, Solanales, Convolvulaceae.